Molecule: messenger RNA, 3078 nt
Organism: Cygnus olor (mute swan)
Lineage: Eukaryota; Metazoa; Chordata; Aves; Anseriformes; Anatidae
Gene: CD82
Product: CD82 molecule
Cellular component (GO): membrane
Source: RefSeq, a predicted model, not a curated record
GGGGCCGGCUGAGCGCAGCCGCCGGCUCCGCCCCGCGGGGUAGGGAGCCCGGUCGGGGACACGGCGGUGGAGGGAGGCAGGGAGGGAAGGAAGGAGGCAGCGCAGCGCCCAGCACAGCCCAGCCCAGCCGAGCCCAGCAGAUCCUGUAAGUGAAAGAAGAUGGGGUCCGGCUGCCUGAAAGUCACUAAGUACUUCCUCUUUCUCUUCAACCUCCUGUUCCUGAUCCUGGGCGCUGUGAUCCUGGGUUUUGGAAUAUGGAUUUUGGCUGACAAAACCAGUUUCAUUGCGGUUCUACAGACCUCAUCUCCCUCCCUGAAGAGUGGUGCAUACGUCCUCAUCGGUGUUGGCGCUCUCACCAUGCUGAUGGGCUUCCUGGGCUGUCUUGGAGCUGUCAAUGAAAUCCGAUGUCUCUUGGCUCUGUACUUCACCUGCCUCAUGGUGAUCCUCAUAACUCAGGUGGCUGCUGGGCUGGUUAUCUACUUCCAGAAAGAAGCGCUGAAAGACGAGUUGUCCAAGAUAGUCCAACAGCUGAUUGUAGAUUAUGACCCUUUGAAUGGUGAUAAGAACUUACAAGACGCAUGGGACUAUGUGCAGAAACAGAUCUCCUGCUGUGGCUGGGAUGGAGCAAAGGACUGGGAAAAUAAUAAAAUUCAAAACGAAAGCAUGCUUCUGUAUCCCUGCUCCUGCAGUGUCAACGUGAAACCUGAAAAUACAGGUUUCUGUAACCUGGAUGGCCCAUCGAACAGCACUGCACCGUAUGCCUGGCCUGUUCAUGAGCAGGGUUGCAUGGAUGAGGUACAGAAGUGGUUGAAGGACAACCUUGGUAUCAUUCUUGGGGUCUGCACAGGUGUUGCUGUUAUAGAGCUCCUGGGGAUGAUACUGUCCAUUUCACUCUGCAAGAACAUACACAGUGAAGACUACACCAAAGUGCCCAAGUCUUGAGUUUGCUGACUCCAGAGCUACGGCACCACAGAGAAAGGAACAAACAGAACAUUCCUGCCUCGCACCCAGACUGUCCAACCAUUGACCAUUAUUCCUGUGACAUCCUAUUUCUGAUACCACUCUGCUAAGAACUAUUAGAGUUGCAAUACAGCCUGAUCUUCUGGCAUAGGGCCCUUGGGCUACCUGCAUCCUGCCUCUGGAUUAUUUCUACUUCAUGAAGCAGAACUUAAUUGUCUCACAUCACAUGAGACACCUGAUUAACCUGAGGGGACAAUGCUUUUGCUGCCUGCUCCAUGUUAAAUAUCCUAUUCAUAUCUCAAUUCUACAAUCCACUUGGCCUAACAUACAAUAACUAUUCCCCCUUCCUAUUCUCCCACAUCUUUCCCUUCUCCCCCAAAAGAAAUACUUUUCUUUUGUCCCAUGAGUCAGGAUUGCUGUUGAGAUUCCAGUGCUUUGGUAUCUUUACCUGCUUCACUGAUGUGGUGGUGGUAACUAGUUGUGCUUUAUAGGCCUUGUUCCUUGUGAUUAACCUGAUUCUGCUUCUACUGUGCAUCUUCCGAGCUAGACUCUCAUCUCAGCUAUUGAGCACUACCCUCAUAAUCACUUCUCCUGCGUCUGGAGCCCGCCAAGCCUUGCCUUCAGUGGAGCUCUUCCCUUUUGAGUGUGACGAGCCACUGGGAGAGAGCCAAGCCAACCUGUUCCUGGUGCGGCCUGGCAGAUUGCGGUGGUGGUGCUCAGCUGCUUUUGGAAUGGGUCCCAUGGGUUCUGGGUCUGAUGCUUACAGUUUCUCCCAUCUGCCUCUCUUUUUCUUCCUCCACUUCUAGCACUGCUUUUCAGGCUCCUGUCAGCCUGGAGGCACUUCAGAGACUGCUGCAUGGUGUAGACUCAGCCCCAGGCUGGCUCUGCUAGUUGCAUUCUUGGGUUUCCAACUUUUGUAGAGGUUAUGGUUAACUGGAUUCUUCCCCCCCACCCCUGUUAUGAACAUGAAGUGUUAACUGUUUUUUAAUAAUGAGUAUGGAGGGAUCUGACUGGAUUGCAGGCAUUGUAUAUUGGAGAUAUCACUGCUACCAGUGCCCAGUUUAGGUUCUGUAGUUUGGAUGCAAGGAUAAACUGCUUUUAUUUUCAGUUGUCCAGUCUUCUGACUCCACUGUGGUCUGGAGCCAUGACUGCUAGUGGCUGGCCUUGAGCGUAAACACUGCAGCAGAGAAAGAGCUGGUUUUACAUUCGUGCAGGCUGGGUGGUUUGUGUACUUCACGGCUGGGCUGUUCACUCCUUUCUGCCAGUGGCCAGCAGCAAGGAGUGGUGUAGAGCACAAGAAAGUUAAGAAAUGUGCAUGGAAGAACUACCCCAACUUCUUAAAUAAGGGAGCUGGGCAGAAAUCCUCAGUCCUCGAGGUGGCUUGGGCACAACAGAUCUCCUGCAGUUGCAUAUGCAUGCAAUAAAUACCUUGGCAGCAGGAAGCUGCGAAGGAGAGAAGUGGAUGGUCCUUGCCCGAGACUUGAUGCAAGGUAUGUGGUGAAGAGAGCCUUUGCCUUACAGAAAUGGUCCCAGGACAGUCAGUCCUGUUCUUGUCAGGGCUGGGGUUGGUAGGAAUAGCCCUAGUAGCAGUUCAAAGGCAUGGCUUCCCUACCCACUCAACUUCCCUUCUAGCAAGAAAGGCCCGUGCAGGGGAACAGAGCCCCAGCAGUGGGUCCCUGCAGUGUCCUUAUGUCUGGACUCAGUGGUGACUGGGAAGAGUAGAUAUGACUGGGCAACUGAUUUUUAUUUUUUUUUUUUGGAGGUCUGAUAAGGCUUUGCUAUUCUGAGGCCCCUGCCCUCUCUUGCACAGACCCUUCCAGCUGACCUUUGCUAUAGCAGAAGGCACCUUUCGUAGCAGUAAAGCUUGCUAGCUUCCAUAGUAUAAAGUCUAUUCUCUAACGUGUUCUUACUUGUAAGAUUCUUGUUAAGUUACAGAUGCCAAUGCUGAGCAGCAAGUAAAAAGAAGCCCAUGCUGGGUUUCCUAUUUUUGUUUUUUGUCUGUUUUUAGCAACAUCUUCCGACUGGAAGAAAUGCAUGUACAGAUGUAAAAGUCUAGAGGGUGAUUAUUUCUGUAAUAAAGACUUUGCUAAAAAAAAAAAAAAAAAAUACUCUGGCUAA